CUCAUCUUUAGCUUUGGCUCUUGCCUUGUGCUUUUUCGUUCCUUUCUUUGGAGUUUAAGCUGUUUUUAGGCUUUUUUAUUUUAAGUAUUGACUAUCAUACCAAUUAUUCAUAGCACUAAUGGAAUUCAACAAGGGAAACACCACCUCCUCUUCUGCAUCUAACUUCAUAGACUUUGGAGUUGAUGAAGCGGAAUGGGACGCGAUUAUGGCAAAUGUCCCCACAUCCAUGUUGGAGCCCGCUGUUGUUAUGCCUCCUCCUGGAUUUGCACCAAUUGCUGGAUCCAGCGGAGUCCCACGACCCAGUAUCGCACUAGCUCCUGUUGCUCAAACUGCAAUGCCCGCUCCUGAUGUCUCCUCUGAACCGAAGUCUGCUCAUUAUUCCAGGAAUUUAAAAACAAGUUUCAAACUGUACGUCAAAUCUUCAGUUCUUAUCUGA
Uloborus diversus is the source of this 436-nucleotide messenger RNA. RefSeq lists its product as uncharacterized. Lineage: Eukaryota; Metazoa; Arthropoda; Arachnida; Araneae; Uloboridae. Bases 119 to 436 code for a protein of 105 amino acids. The record is from RefSeq and is a predicted model, not a curated record. The transcript has 4 exons.